AUGAUCUCCUGGCUUCUACCUGAGAGGCCUCACUUCGUUAAGGAAACCAUGGAAUCUUCGCCCGUUGCAGUCCUUCGUCGGAUAUUGUCCUUCUUCCCUCGUGUUGAAAGACUUUGGAAAUCCAGACAGGAAUUACAACAGUGUGAAUCCGUGGCCCGAACUCUGGAAAAAGAAUUGGCAAAAGUCCAACUUGGUCAUGUCUGUGUUUAUUUUGGAAUGUAUCUGAUCUUGGCAGGAAUUGUGCUCAUGUUUAAUUACUUACUAAGUAAUAAGAAGCAGGAAACUGAUUCUGAUGACGAAGAGCAAAACAAUGAUAGGUCGUCGAUGGAUAGUUCACUUGAUCAAACCGAGGAAACUGAGGAGGAAAAUCGAAAGUUGACUGAAAAGACAAGUGAACCAGACAACGCGAAUAAAUUAGAGGCAAUAGAAAAACUGAUUGAAGAAAAUGCUCAUUUUAAGAAAAAGGAAGAGGAGAUGGAAACGAAGUUUGACCUCCUCUACUAUAAAUAUGAAGGCCUUCAAAAAAUAAAGGAGAAAGAGAAGGAAUCAGCGAACAAAACUAUUACUGAUCUCAAGGAAAUGAAUGAGCGGCAUAGAAAACACAAAACCGAUGAAAUGGAGGAAUCAAAUCGCCUGAUGAAAGAAGAGCUGGGAAAGGGCAAAGGAAGAAACCGAGCCCAGAUGGAGAGGCAAUCACAACUUCUGAAAGAGAAAGAAGAAUUGGAAAAGGAUAUUAAAGAACAAGCUCAUAUCAUCGCAGAGAUGUCUGAAGAGAACGGCAGAUUACAAAAAGAACUAAUGGAGGCAAAGAUGAACGACUUCGUGCGAGGCGAACAGCAAAAAGCUCUACUGACCGAACUAGAUGGAUUAAAGGAGAAGAUCAGUUUCCUCGAAAAUAAGUUGUCCAAGCCUGUGGAAGAGGAAGAGAACGAAGCCUCAGAGGAAGAUCUACCUGAGGAGAGCGUCCCUCUUCCACAGCAAGUCAGUCAUCUCGGUAAUGAUGAGGAAACGUUGGAAAACCAAGGACGACCUGCGAAAAGAAAAGUGACCCUAAACAGAAACUUACUCCAAGGAAAGCUGCAGGCUAAAGAGGAACAGAAGGAAGACGAAAAAGUUGUUGUAACUGUAAAGAAAAGAGCAAAAGAAACAAAAAGAGAAGACCAAGGAGUUGUAGAGAAAGAUGCCCACAAGGAUGACACGGGGAGCAAAAAGCCCCAACAGGUUAAAAAGGCUGAUCGAAAACGGAUCACCUUCGACUUGGAACCAGAUCAGCCUAAGCCAAACAAAAGUGUCUUCUCGCGUUUUACAAGACUUCCCCCUCAACAGGAGGACAACUGUAUAAUCUUCAGAGGGGAAAAGGUAAAACUUAGAUGGAUUGAGGAAACGGAUGGAGAAGUGAUAGCUGAACUGGAUGUCCCGAGGAAAUUCCAUAAAGCUAUCAAUGGAACCCAGGGGAGGACACUAGAGGAAUUACCAAAAGAAGUGGGUGUCACACUCAUUGCACUGCCAGGAAGGUAG
This is a messenger RNA of Macrobrachium nipponense, 1518 nucleotides long. Its product is annotated as cilia- and flagella-associated protein 251-like. The coding region runs from base 1 to 1518 and encodes 505 amino acids. Lineage: Eukaryota; Metazoa; Arthropoda; Malacostraca; Decapoda; Palaemonidae. The transcript has a single exon. The record is from RefSeq and is a predicted model, not a curated record.